AUGGAUUAGAGAUAAGAAAAUUAUAAAGAAGUUUUAAUAGAUUGGAUUUAUAACUUGAAAUACAUUUUAAAUGCGUAUUUAAAUAACAAGAACGUUCCUCCAGGUCACCCAAUCUACAUUUUGGGCAAUCGCAUCGAUAUUGAAAAUAAUGAUAUUGAAGAUCGUAUCAAUAAAAUUAAGUAGUUAGUUUAAGAUACCAUUUGGAUUACAUACAGAAGGAAUUUCCCACCUUUAUAUUAAUCAAAUUACAUCUCAGAUACCGGUUGGGGAUGUAUGCUUAGAGUAGGGUAGAUGGCCAUGGCUUAAAUGCUUAAGAAACACCUAAAAAAUCAUGGAGAUAAGAGAGAUGAAGAUUAUGAUAACAUUUUAUUAGCCUUUGCUGAUAAUGAUUCAUAAGAGUGUAAGGAGUUUAUAGAAUUUUAAAAUAAAAAGGAGAAACAAAAAGUCCACAAUUUUAUUUGUCCAUUCAGCAUUUAAAAAAUAGCUUAUUUAGCUAAAAAAGAAUUCAAUUUAGAUCCAGGGGAAUGGUAUAAACCCAAUUAUAUACUAUUUCUCCUUGAAGAAUUGCACAAUACUAUACCCAUUAGAGCAUCUGAAAAUCUCAAAUUGUCGGUGUUUAAUGACUCCUGCCUUUUUCUUGAUCAAUUGAUGAACAGAAUGUUCGAUAUCAAAUUUGAAACUGAUAAAGAUCUAGAAGAACAAUUGGAAAAGACUUAACUAAAAAGCAAAAACAGUUUAGCAAUAUUUGUCUUAACAAGAAUUGGUUUAGAUGAACCCAAUCAAAAAUACUUGAAAGUGCUUGAUGAACUAAUGGAACUACCAUAUUUCUAAGGUAUUGUUGGAGGCACACCAAAAAGAGCAUUUUAUAUACUUGGUAGAAUUAAUGAUCAUUACAUUUACUUGGAUCCACAUUAUGUUUAGGAAGCUGAGAAUAAAGGUCAGAUUAUUGAAAAUAAAAUGUUCAAUCGAACAUCUUACAGUUGCAAAUAUAUUCACUUAUUAAAUCAAAAGCAUGUAGAUACCUCGAUGGGACUAUCCUAUUAUAUUCGCAAUAAAAGUGAAUUACUUCAAUUUUGGAGAGAUAUGAAAAAAAUAAAGCAAAAAUCCGAUGAUUUCUUCAUUUUCCUCUCAGAUACUACACCUGAGUAUGUCGAUUAUAGCAAUUAACUAGAGGAAAGCAGUAACAAACUUAAUGAUGAUGAUGUUGUAUUUUUAUAAUGA
Messenger RNA from Paramecium tetraurelia, 1221 nucleotides. RefSeq lists its product as uncharacterized. Gene Ontology annotation, molecular function: protein-phosphatidylethanolamide deconjugating activity. The record is from RefSeq and is a predicted model, not a curated record. The transcript is spliced from 6 exons. NCBI's taxonomy places the organism in Eukaryota, Ciliophora, Oligohymenophorea, Peniculida, Parameciidae.